UACACUGGCGAGACGAAGCAGCGAAUAGGCUACAGCCGACUGGGGCGCUCACGCAGCAAUGGCAUGGCUGGCUUCUGUUUAUCUAACGCAGUCUCCGAAUAUCAUGGAGAAACAACCACGGCGAAAGGGCUUUUGAAAACACGUUUAGUAGCCUAUAUUUUACGCAUUUUUAUUUCGAUAUUUAAUGAUGCGUUGUUUUUACUUCCAUUGAGAUUGUUGCAGCCAGAGGCAUGCAUGCAGCUGAUUCUACGAUGGGAAGCAUUGUUGUUUGAAGUGGAGUGGAAGCCUUGUCAUCUGAAUACCUCUAUUGUUAGAAAAUUGCAGCAAAAGUGUGAAUAGAACAUUCUCCGCUUUGGGCGUACGUUGCAACAACGUCGCUUACGAGUCUACAGUGAUCAUUAAUCGCUUUCGACUGGAAUUGCAUCUGUUGUUCUCCUCGUCACGCUGUGUGUGAGAACCAGCUCUCGGGAUCCGAGCAUCCUUCCGUCCGAGAGCACCCAAGCCUCUUUUGCACCCUGCAACCACAUCGCAAUAUAGGGAGGAAACUGCAGAGAACUCGCUUGGGCUAGAACGCACUCCACACAGACGAUGUUUUGGAUGUAAAGCUAAAUAAAUAAAUAACGUGAAGAUGGGGAAAGACCAGGAAUUGCUUCAAGCAGUGAAGACGGAGGACCUGCUUACGGUGCAGAAGCUCCUGCAGAGGCCCAAGCCCGGGAAAGCAAAGUUGCUGGGCACUGCUAAGAGGGUGAACGUCAAUUUCCAGGACACAGAUGGGUUCUCUCCACUGCACCAUGCGGCUCUCAACGGGAACAUGGAGCUCAUCUCCAUCCUGCUGGACUCCCAGGCCAUGGUGGACAUCAGGGACCAGAAGGGCAUGCGGCCGCUGCACUAUGCUGCUUGGCAGGGGAAGUCGGAGCCCAUGAAGAUGCUGCUGAAGUCCGGAUCCUCCGUCAACGGCCAGUCAGACGAGGGCCAGAUCCCCCUGCACCUGGCCGCCCAGCACGGCCACUACGACGUGUCGGAGAUGCUGUUGCAGCACCAGUCCAACCCCUGUAUAGUGGACAACGCUGGGAAGACACCGCUGGACCUGGCCUGUGAGUUUGGCAGAGUCGGGGUGGUCCAGCUGCUGCUCAGCAGUAACAUGUGCGCCGCCCUGCUGGAGGCCAAGAAAGGGGACACGACCGACCCCAACGGCACCAGCCCCCUGCACCUCGCCGCCAAGAACGGACACAUCGACAUCAUCAGACUGCUGAUCCAGGCUGGCAUCGACAUAAACAGGCAGACCAAAGCGGGCACGGCCCUCCACGAGGCUGCCCUUUGUGGGAAAACCGACGUGGUGCGACUCCUCCUUGAUAGUGGCAUCAAUGCGUCUGUGAGGAACACGUACAGCCAGACGGCACUGGACAUCGUGUACCAGUUCACAGCCACGCAGGCCAGCCGCGAGAUCAAACAGAUGCUCCGAGGUGAGAUGCUGGAGCCAGGGGGAGAUGGGGUGGAAGAUGCCUCAGCAGCACUGCAGGUCAGAGCUCUGCAGGACUACUGUAACAAUUACGACCUGACCAGCCUCAACAUCAAAGCCGGAGACGUCAUUACCGUGCUGGAACAACACGUGGAUGGCCGGUGGAAGGGCUGUAUCCAUGACAACCGAACAGGAAAUGACAGAGUGGGCUAUUUCCCCUCUACCCUGGUGGAGGUGAUCAGCAAGAGAACAGGUUCAUGGAGCACAGUCAUUAAUACCCAACAGUAUCAAAAGAUACAGCUGAGCGCGCCAGCCAGCGCCCCGGCAGCCGUGGUCAACGGCGAGUCGUGCCAUCAGUAUCAUAUCCUGCCGCCUCCUCCACCUCCGCCCAACCAUCAUCAAUCCCAUCAGCCCCUUUUCACUUCCUUUGGCUAUAACAGGUCUGAGAGCACCUCAGGAGAUCUGCCCUGUGGACAAGGUUCUCGCGGCUCGGAGUCCAGCCCUCACGGCUCGCCCACUCCCAGCGGCGGCCAGCAGGGCGGCAGCAGUGAGGAGAUCUGGGUGCUGCGCAAACCGGUGGCAGGUGGCGACCGCAGUAGUGUGGGUAGCUCGGGCAGCGUGGCUAGUGCCCGUUCCUCUGGCAGUGGGCAAAGUGCGAGCAGCGCCAACGUCAUCCACGCCCAGGCAGAGGGGGUCAAGCUUCUGGCAACGGUCCUGUCCCAGUCCGCAAAGGCCAAGGAGCACCUGAUGGAUCAGUCCAAGUCUCUGGAUCAGCCGUCAGGUGGCACCUUAAAGGGCACCUCCUCGCGCAGUCAGAGUGUGUCGAGCUGUCCCCUCCACGAGCAGCCAUACGGGGAGGCGGGCCCUCCGAGGAAAGGGGAGGGGCCAGCGGAGCCGAAGGCCAUCAGAAGAAGCUGAUGCUGGCCGUGAAGAAACUGGCCGAGUUGCAGAAGGCCACGGAGGGCCGCGGCUCCCCGCGCAAGAAGCACCCUCCCGCGCAGGAAGUGAUGUCGAUCGAGAGCCCGCCCUACGAAGGCGGGGAGUGCAUGUCGCCCAAGAUGAGCACCUUCCAGGACAGCGAGCUGAGCGGGGAGCUGCAGGCGGCCCUCAGCCGACCCCCCGCCGACCGCGAGCCCAAGCCGCUGCCGCCCGACGCCCGGCCCAACAGCGGCCCAACGACCCAGCGCGCCCGCAGCGUCCAGGAGAACAGCCUGGGCAAGAGCCGGGACGGCGAGGAGCCCUCGCACCCGCACCCGCACCCGCACCCGGGGCCGCCCAGGAAAGAGGCGCGCACCAUGCGGCAGAGCAGCCAGCCGGCCGGACAGAGGGGGAGCGUGUCGUCGUCGUCGUCGUCGUCGUCCUCCGCGCAGGCCAAGCAGCCGCGCUCGUACCCGCAGGGCGCCGGGCCCCCUUACACCCCGCCGCAGACGCCCACCAAGACCAAGGGCUCGGCCCAGCAGGCCGCCGGCUCGCCGGCCAAGUCCAAGCCCGGUCCGCACCUCCUCUCGCAGGGCGACCGGCCCAUGUCGCCGCGCUCGCACCCCCAGUCGCCCACCACGCACAGGGGCAGCGGUCACCCUCCGCCCGCGGCGCAUUCGGGGCCUCCGCCGCCCCACCCGGGGGCCGUUCCCCCCGCGCUGGCCGUCACCACGGCGCCCGAGCCCCCGGAGGUCCUCCAGCCGACCCCUCAGCAGUCGGCGCCGAACGUGUCCGUGCCGCUCCUCUGCCUGCCGCCGGAUGGCGACGGCGAGCCCGACGAGCAGGACGAGCAGGGCCUGCCCAAGAAGCGCGCGCACAGCCUCAACCGCUACGCCGCGUCCGACAGCGAGCAGGAGCGGGACGAGCUGGGCGUGCCGGUCGGCGGGGGCAACGGCGGCGGCGGCGGAGGGGGGGGGAAGUACGCCACGGUGCAGAACCGCGUGGGCCGCAGCAACUCCAUGCGCGGGCAGGCCGACAAGAACGUCAACCGCAGCCAGUCGUUCGCCCUGCGGCCCAAGAAGAAGGGCCCCCCGCCGCCGCCGCCCAAGCGCUCCAGCUCGGCCAUCUCCAGCUCCAGCAGCAACCUGACCGAGGUGCCCGCCGAGCCCAGCGGCGGCAGCGGCAGCGGUGGCAGCAGCGGCCCGCUCCUGGAGGUCAACUACCACCCGCAGCGGCGCGCUAGCGACCUGGGAGCCGUCGCCGUGGACACGGGCAGCGCCGGCAGCGUCCGGAGCAUCGCCGCCAUGCUGGAGAUGUCGUCCAUCGGCGGAGGAGGCAAGGGCCGGGCCAUGCAGAAAGCACCGCCACACUACCUGCAGGUGGGCAAGCAGCACGAUGCGAUUGGUCUGGACGGUGAGGUGGUGAACCGGCGCAGGACCAUCAGCGGACCGGUCACUGACCUGGUGGCAGCGGCCAGGGGCCAGCGGGAGGCCAGCCUGGCACUGGCACCGGGACCGGGACCCGUGGCAACGACCUCUGACCCCGCCAGACAAGGCCCCGAGGCCCAGCCGGGCUCCGGCGGCAGCUCCGCGGAGAACCUGCCCUUCGCCGAGGACGGCUCGCUGACCAUCAAGCAGCGUCCGAGGCAGGGGACAGGCGAGGGCGACGGCGAGGAGAUGCCCGACAGCGUCUACUCCCUGCCACCGGGGGAGCUGUCGCGCGUGGACGCCACCGCCACCCUCAAGAGGCGCGUGCGGAGCAAGCAGCAGCAGCAGCAGCAGCAGCAACACGCCAACGGCGCCAAGUUCCACCUGACCGAGUCCAACACGGUCAAGCGCCGGCCCAAGAGCAGGGACAAGGACGCCGAGGACAUGCAGAACGGGCAGAUGCCCAUGGUGUACCAGAACGGCACCGGCACCAUCAAACGGCGACCGCCGUCCGAGUCCGGUGAACCGCAACAGCAACAGCCGCAGCCAAGACCACUGGAGAGUUCCGACGGGACUCCCCCGAGGAGAGGCAGCGCUGACCUGGGUGGUCCGGGUGUCGAGACCCCACGCAAGGUCAAGCCUCCGGUGUCCCCCAAGCCAAUGCUCGCCCAGCAUAUGAAGAAGCAGGGGACCAUAGUGCCCGCCUCCAAGAAAGCCCCCUUCCCUGGACCUGGGGGACCGGCCAGUCCAGUCGAGGGAAAGAAAAUACCUCCUCCAGUUUCGCCCAAACCUGCCCCGCCGCCGACCGCCCCGAAGCCGAAGAAUGUCCUCCCGUCGAUGAACGCCGGCCCCGGCACUCCCCUGCCCUCUCCGGCCAAGCAGCCGGCGGUGGUGGCGUCGGCACCCAAGAUCUCGGCCACCGCUCCCACCCCGGUCCCUGCCCUCCCCGCGCCGACCCCCACCAAACCCUCCAGCCCCCCCGCCCAAAGCCCGCAGACGCCCCAGACGCCCCAGACGCCGCAGACCCCGCAGACGCCUCAGACGCCCCAGACCCCCCAGACGCCCGGCCCGUCGCCCAGCGCCCUGCCCACGCCUCCGCCCGUCAAGCCUCCGCGCUCCUCCAUCAGCGGAGUGUCCAUGGACGCGGCGACCGGCGGCGGCGGAGGAGGGCCCAACACGCCCGGGCCGGGGGCUACGGCGGCGAGCCCCGGAGCGGCGGGCAGUCCCGGGGCGCUGGGACCCGCGGUGGUGCCGGAGGCCGUGCACCAGAAGCUGGAGGAGACCAGCGCCUCUCUGGCCGCAGCGCUGCAGGCCGUGGAGGAGAAGAUCAAGGAGGACAAAGACUCGGUGGUGGAGCAGAAGAGCACAGGGAGCAUCCUGGACGACAUCGGCAGCAUGUUCGACGACCUGGCCGACCAGCUGGACGCCAUGCUGGAGUAGACAGAGCACAGACGGGCGUCGCCGCGGCAACACCUCAGGACCCCAGGAGGGCACAAGGGCACAACGACGACCAACCGACUCCUACGCCCCCCCAACCCCCUCU
Messenger RNA from Sardina pilchardus (European sardine), 5347 nucleotides. RefSeq names its product CASK interacting protein 1 (gene caskin1). Lineage: Eukaryota; Metazoa; Chordata; Actinopteri; Clupeiformes; Clupeidae. Gene Ontology annotation, molecular function: protein binding. The record is from RefSeq and is a predicted model, not a curated record.